Messenger RNA from Vigna radiata var. radiata (mung bean), 1126 nucleotides. RefSeq names its product U-box domain-containing protein 5. The record is from RefSeq and is a predicted model, not a curated record. NCBI's taxonomy places the organism in Eukaryota, Viridiplantae, Streptophyta, Magnoliopsida, Fabales, Fabaceae. The transcript is spliced from 4 exons. The coding region runs from base 52 to 876 and encodes 274 amino acids.
GUGCCGGCUGCUCAAGAUAUCAUAUGAUCACAUUUCUUCUCUUUUUUGCUCAUGUCAUGUGCUGUCUCUGAGCUCAACUCUACCUUUAUGAUGUCAAGAAACUGUGCAACAGUUUUGGAGAUUCCAAUUAUAAGCAAUUGUAAAGAUAAGGUACACCAUUCUUUGUGCUUAGAGCUUCACAAACUCAUCGAUAGAAUUUCACUUGUGAUUUUAGAUAUUGAAUCUGCAAGACCAAAUUGCAAGUUAGCGAUGGAGGCAUUGUGCUCAUUAAACCUCACUUUGGCUAAAGCCAAAUCACUUAUCAGAGAUUGUUCAAAAUGCAGUAAACUUUACCUGGCAAUCACAUCCCGCAGGAUACUUUCAAAAUGUCAAAAACUAAGAAACGCUUUUGAGUUGUAUUUGACAGAGAUUCAAGGUGCAGUUACAAUACCCUUGGCUGAUAAGAUAUCUGCAAUACUACAUGACCUUAGGAGUGCAAAAUUUUCCCUGGAAUUUGCAGAAGAAGAGGCUAGGAAAGUACUACUUUCACUGUUUGAGAAGAAUUUCCCAGAUAAAGCUUCUAUGGAAAAGGAAGAACUUGAAGCUAUACAGAUUGCAACUUCUAGAUUGGAGAUUAAAUCUGCAUUUUCUCUCUUAGUAGAGAAAGCAACUAUUAAGAAUCAACUUGAUGAAGUGAAUGAAACAAACCCAAAGGAGAAGGAGCUUCUAGAAUACCUUUUGUAUCUCUUGAUCAAAUAUAGGAAAUCUAUUUGUCAGUUUGAAGAUGGAGACCACUCACCAAAACAUGAUUUUCAUGAUCAAUCCUUUGAGCAUGAGUUGGUUGUUGAAGAAGCAUUAUGUGAGAACCAAGUCAAUGAUGAAGUUAGAGAUUUAUGAUCAUUUGAUUCUUCAGGUUGUCUUACUUGUGCUUAUUGUUAGUGUCUAGUGUUCAUAAAAGGUGAUUUUUGAAUUCAAAACAAGCGUUUGUGUUUUGUUUUGUUAGGAUCCUAAUUGAUUGGAUUUGUCCCAGACAGAGUGGAAUAAGUUUUAGGAAUUCAGUUUUUGUUUUUAUGUAAUUAUCUAAUCUCAGAAACAAUGACCCCUUUGGAAUUUGUGAUCAGAUUUAUUGCAUUUUCUAUAUUCCUUU